AUGCCUGUUGCCUCAGAAUCCUCCAAGUCCUCCAAGAAUGAUGUCUUGGAAUAUAUUAUCACCCACAUAUUUUGUCCUAUCAAAUUGCCGCAGCACAAUGAUCAUACUCCUGACAAAGAUUGCUCCUUCCUUAAUGUCGUGUUGGACUCGGCUUGGAAAUUUGCGGCUUCUCUGCCUGACAACGAGCAUGAGCAGUGGAGUCCUUUGUUGAAGAUGCUUGAAAAUCUUAUCGUUACAAUGGAUUGUCCUGUCCUGACUAAGGAUGUGGUUGAGUUGCAAAUCAAAUCUAUGCAAGCAGGAGAUAUUCUUGUGUAUUUGAUUCAGGAACAAAAUGCAGCUGUCGUGCUUCAUAGGCUUGAUGCGAAAACCAUAUUUGAAUCCUUUGAAGUUUCACCACAGCUCCUGUGUUUGUAUCCAGGACCUGUGAUUGCUGUACCAAACUCAGUCAUAGAUAACUCAACCUUUCCUCCUGAGUUGGCGAACUUUCUCUCUUGCAUGAGCUGUGAUGUGUUAGAUCCCAUAGCCUUCGAAGGAGAGACUGCACAUCCUCGCUAUAUCACCCAACUUCUCACUGACAUUCUUCGUGCAUUCAGCAAGCCUGCCGACAUCCCUUGUAUUUGA
This is a messenger RNA of Suillus bovinus, 621 nucleotides long. RefSeq lists its product as uncharacterized. The transcript is spliced from 3 exons. Lineage: Eukaryota; Fungi; Basidiomycota; Agaricomycetes; Boletales; Suillaceae. The coding region runs from base 1 to 621 and encodes 206 amino acids. The record is from RefSeq and is a predicted model, not a curated record.